CGGACAGUUGAUUGUGCUGCACAGGGAAACGUGCAUGGACGACAUUGAGGUCUUCUGAGAGGGGUUAAUCAUGUAUAGAAGAUUGUUAAUAAAUAUUUAUCAGGUUCGAAAUGGAUUAAUUCAUACGCAGAAUACACGAUUACCUUCCACCAAAUGUAAAGAGAGGGAGAGUUUUGCUCCUGUUAUCUGGGCCCCAUGCACAGCAAGGCCAUUAGGAACCAGUAGCAUCUCUUUUAAUGAAAAUAAAGAGAGCUCCACAUCCCUGUCAGAAGACAAAGAAAAGAGACCAGAAGAGAAUGAGGCGAAAGAAGAGGUUAACACUGAUGGGCAGAAGAGCACCGAAAUGAAUGAGUGCACCGAAAUUUCAAAUGCAACAUUGGCAUCACAGUUAGAGACCGAAACAGUGGAUAAACCCGAGGACAGCAAGCAGGUUGAAAAGACAAAAAGUGGCAAGGAGAGUCUUUUGGAGCUACUUGGGGCAAUGAAGGUGGAGGUCACAACCGUACGCAAAAUAAGACCCUCAAAGACACCACGAAUGAGUGAGAGGGCCGACCAAGAGCCCAUGGAAAGCGCACACAGCAUGUUCCAGCAUGCCACAGCUGAAGGUUCACAACAGCAUGGGACCUUGAAUCCAGCGCUGGUUGCUGCAGUCUCUGCCGCUGCAUCCACACUGCCAAACAGACAUCAGGCCGAGUCAGAGCUUCUUAAGCAGCUGAGGAAACAUGAAGCCGUACCUGACACCCAGAGGAGAGCAGAAGGACAGAACAUAGGACACAUAAUUGCAGAUAUGAAAGUCGGAAGGAGGACGAAUGGCAGAUCAAACGCCAGACCUACCAGUCAGAUUCGUUUUGAUGAUGACGGAAAGGGAUAUACUCAAGACAGAGGCAUUACCGGUGAACUUGAUGCAGUACGCAGAAGGAAGAGUCCCUUCACUAGUAAGAGGUUGAACAUCUUUACUGCAGGCAUGGAGCAAGACACACUGUCAGAUCUGGGCCCUACUCUUUGGGACAUUGAUCUAGCUAAUCAAAUUAUCCAGGCAACAAAUCAAACGCCUCGGAAUGGCUUUGAGGAGAUGAUCCAGUGGACCAAAGAUGGCAAACUUUGGCAAUAUCCAAUCAACAAUGAGGCUGGCCUGGAAGAGGAGGCGAGUGUGCCCUUCCAUGAGCAUGUGUUCCUGGAGAAGCACCUUGAUGAAUCAUUCCCCCGGCAGGGUCCAGUCAGGCACUUCAUGGAACUUGUAAUCACAGGCCUCGCAAAGAAUCACCAACUCACGGUCCAACAGAAAAAAGAACAUAUUGACUGGUUCAGAGACUACUUCCGACAGAAAGAUGAUGUUCUGAAAGAGGCCGAGGCAUAAGGAUCAGACAAAGACAGAAGAUGCUUUCGGGUUUCAACUGUCCUGAAAGCCCUAGAACCAGCUAGUUAAGAUCCUAACUGCAGUGAUAAUUAGCUAAACUUAAUUAAGCAACUGGAAGUUAUAACUGCAUCUAUUACCAGAUUAAGAGACUUGAUCAUUAUUGUCGUUUCUUUGUAAUAUUCAACCUGCUUUCUGAUUUUUGUGUUAUUUACUAAAACAACUGUUUUUCAAUUAAGUCUGGAUGUUGUGUAUGCUGCU
Messenger RNA from Sinocyclocheilus anshuiensis, 1615 nucleotides. RefSeq names its product mitochondrial ribosomal protein S31 (gene mrps31). Bases 71 to 1357 code for a protein of 428 amino acids. The transcript is spliced from 7 exons. Gene Ontology annotation, cellular component: mitochondrial small ribosomal subunit. The record is from RefSeq and is a predicted model, not a curated record. Gene Ontology annotation, molecular function: structural constituent of ribosome. Lineage: Eukaryota; Metazoa; Chordata; Actinopteri; Cypriniformes; Cyprinidae.